CAUCCUUCAAUGAAAUUGGCUAGAGUUUGAAAAUGGAUUUUUUCAUGCAAUCUUUAUUUCUAAUUAUGAUCACCUUAGUUAUAUCCAUCUUUGUUCUGAACAGAAAAAAUCUUGAUGCCACCAAAACCCUGCCCCAAGGUAGUUUUGGAUGGCCUAUAGUGAAUGAAACCUACCAAUUUCUGUUCAAACAAAUUGAUCAUUUCCUUCAAGAGAAACAGAAAAAGCACUCCUCAGAUAUCUUCAAGACCAAGUUACUAGGAGAACCAACAGUGGUUCUUUAUGGUCCUAGUGCAAACAAAUUUAUCUCCACCAAUGAACCAAAACAUGUCAAAGUUUGGUACUUGAGGACACAAAGAAUGCUCUUCAAUCUUCCUGAUCAUGAUCAGCUGCGUGCGAAAAACUCGGCCGUUGUAGCUGCGGCUCCAGUGAAGAUCUUAGGGUUCUUGAAACCAGAAGGUCUAUUUAGGUACAUGGGGUGCAACAUUGAAUCCAUCAUGCACCAACACUUCAUGAGAAAUUGGGAAGGAAAAACAGAACUAAAGGUUUAUCCUUUGGUGAAAAAUUUUGCUCUUUCACUGGCCUAUCAGUUCUACUUAGGAAUUGAUGAUCCACUCCAUGUGGCAAAAUUUAUCAGCAAGUUUGAUGAUUUGUAUUCUGGAAUUUAUGCUGUUCCGGCGAAUUUUCCGGGGACUACAUUUCACAGGGCAAUGAAGGCUGCAAGUAAAAUCAGAGAAGAGAUUCAAUUAUUGAUCAAUAAGAAGAUUGAUUAUUUGUCAAAGGGAAUUGUUAUGAAUGAUUUACUAGCACAUUUAGUUGGUGCUGUUGAGGAUGGAAAAUAUGUGCCAAAAAUUGAAAUAAGUAACAUCAUAAUGGGAUUGAUGAAUUCUAGCUACACAUCAAUAGCAAUCACACUUGCUUUCAUGAUCAAACACAUUGGAUUGGAUCCUCAUAUCUACCAAAAAAUUGUAUCAGAGCAUGCUGAUAUUACAAAAUCAAAAGGAGCAGGUGCAGCACUAGAUUGGGACAGCAUACAAAAAAUGAAAUACACAUGGUGUGUUACACAAGAAACCAUGAGACUGUACCCAACUGCACCAGGAGCAUUCAGAGAGGCAGUAACAGAUAUCACCUUUGAAGGUUUUACUAUUCCAAAGGGAUGGAAGAUAUUUUGGGCAAUGAUGGGAACAAAUAAGAACUCAAAAUACUUUGAUGAGGCUGAAAGUUUUGAUCCAUCAAGAUUUGAAGAGAAUGGCCCUGUUCCAUACAGUUAUAUACCAUUUGGUGCUGGAGCAAGGUCUUGCCCCGGAAAGGAUUACACAAGGUUUGUGAUUCUCACUUUCAUUCACAAUCUCGUUACCAAAUUCAGUUGGCAAGUUAUGCAUCCUCAUGAGCAAGUCUUAGGUUCUUUGGUGCCUCUUCCGGCGAAUGGAAUUCCCAUCCGAAUUCGCCACCUCUAAGGCCUAGUUUGGUUAAAAGGUAAGAAUAAGGAAAAAAUUGUUAAGGUGAAAAUUCACGUAUAGUUGUCUUUAUAUGAAGUUGAUAAUUAAAAAUUAUUUGAUGAUAAUUUAAACAAACGUGUUAAAUCAUCUAACAAUUCUCAAUCAUCAACUUCAUGCAUGCAAGUCUCUACCAAUUGUAAAAUCUAUGGGGUCUAUAAUUAAUGCAUCACCUUCAGUGUA
This is a messenger RNA of Arachis duranensis, 1676 nucleotides long. RefSeq names its product beta-amyrin 28-monooxygenase-like. The transcript has 3 exons. Gene Ontology annotation, molecular function: heme binding; monooxygenase activity; oxidoreductase activity, acting on paired donors, with incorporation or reduction of molecular oxygen. NCBI's taxonomy places the organism in Eukaryota, Viridiplantae, Streptophyta, Magnoliopsida, Fabales, Fabaceae. Bases 33 to 1454 code for a protein of 473 amino acids. Gene Ontology annotation, biological process: sterol metabolic process. The record is from RefSeq and is a predicted model, not a curated record.